AUGCGGGCCAAGGGAACAGGCAUACCUCUCAAUAAAACUAUUCGUCCUGGAGAAGUGGUUCCUCGAGAACCAGAUAAGGACGAAAGAUUAAUCAGGGCUGAAAAAAAGCGCGAUAACUGGAGGAUGAAACACAAUGAAUUUAUUAAAACAAUUCGAUCAGCCAAAGCAUAUCAAAGCGCGGUUUCCAAAGGAGGCAAAGCGCCCUUACCACCUCCACCAGCAUCUACUAUUGAUCCUGAUCUUGUUAAAUGUCCUUACUGCAACAGAAGAUUCAAUGAGACUGCUGCUGACCGUCAUAUCCCCUUUUGUAAAGAAAAAUCCGAACGUGAUAGAUUUAAACUUCAAUCUAAUAAAACUCAAAAAAAGGUAUGCAGUCAUUUGACUACCUAUUUAUUUAGAAUUUCAAUAAAUUGGCUUCCCGGUCACAUCUCAACCACCAAACCAGUUGAGCAAAGGAAACCCAUCCAAAAAGACAACAGUUCCUCCCCAAAUGUAUCAAAAUCUCCUAUUUCACCGAAUCAGAAAAACUCCAAAUCUCUAAUGACUCCAAAUAAGCCCAAAGACGUUACGCUAUCUCAUACAACACGGAGUCUUGAUUCCACUGCUACACCGAUAAAAUCGUCGAAAGGACCCAAUAGUAGGUCAUCCUCUCUACAAAAACCUGGUCCGAAGCUUACCAGAAGUUCAGAUCUGGACACCAAGUCCCGAAGCAGGUACAGUGAAUUCAAUAAAGAUCAUCCGUUGACUAAAUCUUGUGUGAAUUGUCUUGCCUCUGAAAUGGAAGACAUAUGCAUCAAUACUCUUGAAGUAGACGAAUCAUUAAGUUCCGCAGUUUUGAUAAAAUCAAAGCCUGACAGUGGAGAUAAUGAAAUAUUUUCAAUUUGUCAUCCAGUACCUAAUUUUGAAAGCAAUUUUCAGAUACCCAAAGAUUAUUUAACUGUUUCGCCCUUUAAAAAUUCUUCAAAUAAUACUAAAUAUUGUUCAACUGUCCACAAAAUGUCCCCUGCUAUCGAAAAUGAAGAAAUAUUUCAAGACGAACAACAUUGUCACAAAACAUUGGAAGAUCAAGCAAAUUUAUCGUUCCAAAAUGAAUCACCUUUACAAACAAGAACCAUUAGUAAAAAUUCAUCAUUUUUGUCCAAAUGCAUAGAGUCUCUAAAACAGACAUCUCUAUUGUCAAAUUAUGGUAAAAGCAAAUCGAAAUUGGAAAAUAACCUCAUGGAUCAUAUUGCUUCCCAAGAUCAAAUUGGUUGCGAUCGAGUUGAUUACAUUGGCAAUAGUGAGGAAAUUUUAGGAAUUUUUUCAAAAUUUGGAAAAUUGGAUCGUCGACGAAUGGCUGCCCAACAAAGCGGAAUUCUAGUGAGAGCAGUAAACGUUUCUGCUAGACGGGACCCCUUAGCUGGCCUACAAGCAUCAAAGCCCCUGCCUUCAAGUAAGGUAUUGCACUGCCACGAGUGUGGAGCAAAAUAUCCUACUACAAGUGUUCGAUUUUGUCCUGAAUGCGGUGUCAAGAAAAUUGCAAUUUAA
Molecule: messenger RNA, 1527 nt
Organism: Rodentolepis nana
Lineage: Eukaryota; Metazoa; Platyhelminthes; Cestoda; Cyclophyllidea; Hymenolepididae
Source: the annotation of a GenBank genome assembly